Protobothrops mucrosquamatus (brown spotted pit viper) is the source of this 689-nucleotide messenger RNA. Its product is annotated as chromatin assembly factor 1 subunit A-like. The annotation marks the transcript as partial. The record is from RefSeq and is a predicted model, not a curated record. Lineage: Eukaryota; Metazoa; Chordata; Lepidosauria; Squamata; Viperidae. The transcript has a single exon.
ACACCCCACCCCGCCUCACCGCACCCAUUGUCGGACAAUGUGGAAAACAGUUGUGAGGAAGAAUCGGAAUCCCACGUUGCAAAACUGGUUAACGGCAAGGGCCCUCUGGAUAACUUUGUGCAGAAAAGUAAAAGAAAGGAGGCGAGUCCGUCUCGGCUCUUCAUAGACCUGACGGACGACCCUCCUCACAGACCGAAUGAUAACACGGGUGGCACCAAGCCCAACGUCAGAGUAGCAUCUUUGGGGGAAACCCCGAAGGAGAAAGGAGGCCAGGCUGGUUCCCCAAAUUCCUCUUGUGACACCCAGGGAGAUCCUUGUUUAGAAACUGGCUUAGACGUAACAGAUAAGGAACUUCCAAGUACGGGGUCCGCUGGGAACGAAACCAGUGUUUGCAAGGAGGACAAACCUCCGAAUGUCAUAUUUGAACGGAAAAUGCCGGUCGUGGUUCUGGAGGACAUCUUGGCCACCAGAUCUCCUCAAGCUGCAGCUUUGGAAAGGAGCGUGACGUCUGAAAACGAAACCAUGGAGUCUUGUCCGGAAGAGGAGGACACGCCGUCUACAAAUUCUUCCUCAAGUUCUCUCUCCCUCACCAGCUCUCCUGAGGCGACCAAGGAGCACGACGUCACUCCGAUAGCUGCUUCAACGCCGAUUUGGAAGGUUGGUAUCCGCUUCAGGAAAGCCACAUCCGG